UAUUUGUUGUAAUAAUGUUUUUGAACAUUAAGAUUCCAUUAUACCUCAUUAAAAGCACCUCCAAAGUAAGCUAGUGAUUAAGCUUCUUGAGUUAGCUAUUAAGUUUCUGCCGUUUAAAAAAAAAAAGAAAAAGAGAAGCUAUUAAGCUUCUGAUCAGUUCAUGUAUGAUGUAUUGGUACCUCAUAAAGAUUCUACCUUUAUGAGAUUUUUCAUAUAAUUCUUGAAUUGUAAAGGUGUUUACUCAAUUGGGUAUUUGUAACAAUAAUGUCUUUGAAUUCUAAGAUUUCUGAGUCAAAUGGUAUAUUGUUGACCAGGUCAAAGAUGAGAAAGGCUAAAGAGCCUGUUAUAGGGUCUAAUUAUCGCUGGAUAUGGAAAAGAUUGUACCUUCUUUUGUGGGUUUUUGUUAUUGUUUUCGGGUUUGGUUUGUUUUUGUUCAAUGGUGUUUUUAUUAAGAAAUUCGAGGUCGUAGGAUCAUUAGAUGAUAAAUCUUUAGUUUUGGUUGAACGGUUUAAUGUCAGCAAGGACCUUCUUCAUGAGCUUAAUUCUUCAUUCGUUGAAUCAGAUCAGAUAACGUCGUUGAAAUGUACCAAACAGUUGGGAGAUGACAUGUCAACAAAACGCAAAUUUACUUGUGCUGUCAAAAUGCUGAAUAAUGCACAAAAUGUGGAAUUGUGGGGUCAAUGCCCUAUCCAUGAUGAUAAAGCAGUGCAGACAAUGCUACCUGGAGAAUUUGAAAGAGUGCAUGAUAACAGUAUUAUAAAGCCAUGCGUGUGGGGACUUUUUGUAAUUGCAUUGUGUACCCUGAUUCCUUGUGUGUGGAAGAACCGUAAAGGCAGGAUGAAGAAGAAAGAGCAUGCACAAAGCUCCUCAAGGGGAGCUGGGAAGUGGAUGAAGACACUUCUAGUUCUAUUUGUGUUAGUUGGAGUUACUGUAUCAAUUUGUUUAUUUUGGUACUUAUAUGAUGGUAUUCAGAUUAAAAGAAGAGAAACUCUAGCAAACAUGUGUGAUGAACGGGCACGAAUGUUGCAAGAUCAAUUCAAUGUAAGCAUGAACCAUGUUCAUGCCCUUGCUAUUCUUGUGUCCACCUUCUAUCAUGGGAAACAACCUCCAGCCAUGGAUCAAAAAACUUUUGGGGAAUACACCGAAAGAACGGCUUUUGAGAGGCCACUAACUAGUGGUGUUGCAUAUGCUUUGAGAGUGCGCCAUUCUGAUAGGGAAAAAUUUGAGAAAGAACAUGGAUGGACUAUAAAGAAGAUGGAAACCGAAGACCAGGAUCAGACUUUGGCACAAGAUUGUGACCCUGAUAAUCUUGAUCCGUCACCAAUUCAAGAUGAAUAUGCUCCGGUUAUUUUAUCUCAAGAAACCGUUUCUCAUAUCGUCUCUAUUGAUAUGAUGUCCGGAAAGGAAGACCGUGAAAACAUUUUGCGAGCAAGGGCAUCUGGAAAAGGAGUCUUGACAUCUCCUUUUAUGCUUCUAAAAUCAAACCAUUUAGGGGUUGUACUUACCUUUGCUGUUUAUAAUGGUCAUCUUCAUCGAAAUGCUACACCAGAACAGCGAAUUAAGGCCACUGUGGGGUAUCUUGGUGCAUCUUACGAUGUCCCUUCAUUGGUUGAGAAGCUUCUACACCAACUAGCAAGCAAACAAACAAUUGUUGUGAAUGUUUAUGACACAACAAAUGCUUCUGCAGCUAUUAAUAUGUAUGGUCCUGAUGAGAUUGAUACAGGUCUACUUCAUAUCAGUAGCCUUGACUUUGGUGAUCCUGCUAGGAAGCAUGAAAUGCGUUGCAGGUUUAAGCAUAGACCUUCUCUGCCUUGGACAGCAAUUUCAGCAUCGGGUGGGUUGCUUACAAUCACUUUCCUUCUUGGUCAAAUCUUCUAUGCAGCUAUAAACCGGAUUGCAACAGUAGAACAAGAUUGUCGUAAGAUGAGGGAGCUCAAGCAUCGUGCAGAAGCUGCAGAUAUAGCAAAAUCUCAGUUUCUUGCAACGGUUUCCCAUGAAAUUAGGACCCCAAUGAAUGGUGUUUUAGGUAUGCUGCAGAUGCUUAUGGACACAAAUCUUGACGCGAAGCAAUUGGAUUUUGCCCAGACUGCUCAUGCUAGUGGAAAAGAUUUGAUUAAGUUGAUUAAUGAGGUACUUGAUCAGGCCAAAAUUGAAUCUGGAAGGCUUGAACUUGAAGCUGUCCCUUUUGAGUUGCGCACCAUUCUUGAUAAUGUUUUAUCACUGUUUCUAACCAAAUCCCAAGAGAAGGGAAUUGAGUUGGCAGUUUAUGUUUCUAAUCAACUUCCUGAAGUCGUUGUUGGAGACCCAGGACGUUUCAGGCAAAUAAUCACAAAUCUGGUCGCAAAUUCACUUAAAUUCACAAAUGAUAGAGGACACAUAUUUGUGUCAGUGCAUCUAGCAGAUGAAGUGUCACGUGUAUCUUACUUGAAGGACGACAUACUAAGACAACUCUUGACCUCUGGUCACGGGUCAAAUUCAAGUGUAAUGAGUAAUACUUUGAGUGGGCUUCCUGUUGUCGAUAGAAAGAGGAGUUUGGAAAACUUUGAAAAGUUGGGAGGCAGAGAUAUGAUUGGUGAAUCUGAAAAGAUCAAAGUACUGGUGACUGUUGAAGAUACGGGCGUGGGAAUCCCAAAAGAAGCGCAAAGCCGUAUAUUUAUGCCGUUUAUGCAGGCUGACAGCUCAACGUCAAGAACUUAUGGUGGGACUGGAAUCGGACUGAGCAUCUGUAAACGAUUGGUAGGGCUUAUGAAUGGUGAGAUCGGUUUCGUCAGCGAGCCUGGUACUGGAAGUACUUUCUCAUUUACAGCUGUUUUCAAGAAAAGGGAAACAAGCUCUCUUGAUACUGUUAUGCAGCAGUUUUAUCCUACAAUAUCAGAGUUUCGGGGACUAAAAGCAUUAGUCAUUGAUUGGAAAAACAUAAGAGCGGAAGUCACAAGAUACCAUCUUCAAAGAUUGGGAAUAUCUGUCGAGAUCGCAUCUAGUUUUGAAUUUGCACAAGCUUACUCAGCAAGUGACUCGGCUGGUUUUGCAAUGAUUCUUAUUGACCAAGAAGUUUGGGACAAGGAGAGUGGCCUUGCAUUUCUUAGUGGUCUCAAAAGUAGCAAGAAACUAUUUCUAUUGGCUAACACUGCAAGCCCUACUACUAUACAUCACGAGGUGAAAUUGGGUAACUUGGCAGCUACCAUAGUGCCUAAGCCUCUACGGUUAAGCGUCUUGAUCUCUUGCUUUCAAGAAAAGCUUAAUGUGGGAGAUAAGAGAGUUGUAGCAAGAAGAAAACCAACUCUUGGGACUUUACUACGUGAUAAAAAAAUAUUGGUGGUUGAUGAUAAUGUUGUCAAUAGACGGGUGGCAGAAGGUGCUUUGAAGAAGUAUGGAGCUUUAGUCACCUGUGUAGAUAGCGGGAAGACUGCAUUAGAGAGACUUAAACCGCCUCACUCAUUUCAUGCAUGUUUCAUGGAUCUCCAAAUGCCCGAAAUGGAUGGGUUUGAAGCUACAAGACAAAUUCGCAAGGUAGAAAGCAAGGUUAAUGAACAAAUUGAAUCUGGCGAAAUUUCGAUUGAAAUGUUUGGAAAUGUGGGUCAUUGGCACACACCUAUUUUAGCAAUGACUGCAGAUGUGAUUCAGGCUACAGAUGAAGAAUGCAUAAAAUGUGGGAUGGAUGGGUAUGUGUCAAAGCCAUUUGAGGAAGAACAACUGUACUCGGCUGCAGCUUCCUUUUUUGAGUCUGGUUGAUGGUUCACAUGGUCCAGCAUAGCGGGCUGCACCAAUUCACCUAGUCUACACGUAGUUAUGCCUUGAUUAACAGUUUGGUUCUGUGGCUCUCAGUUGGUUCUCCUCAGGACCGGCACCAUGACCAUUCAUUAAGCUGAAAUUCGUUUUUUUAGUCUCAUGGUCCAGUCCAGCAUAGUUGGUUACAUCGGCUGACCUAGCUAACCGACUGUCUUAAUAGUCUGGUUAACCACCUUGCCAUGAACGUAGCAUCAUUCAAGGGGUUGUUCCUUCCAUGGUAACUUGUUUACCUUAAUCUACUUUUUCCAUCAGGGAAGGGCCUGGGAUCCACGCAUGUGUCUUCGUUUACUGCCUCAUUGUGGCUAAGAAAUACGGCAUCGGUAUACUCCUCAUGGGCUCAUGUAUCUUUCCUUGUUCGGUUGACCAAGAAAUCAACAUAGAAUCAGUGUUUGUUUGAAGAGAAGACGAGAAAAGACCAACAUUAAACCUAGUAACCUAAAUAUGUAUGUAUAGCCUACUAUUUUUUUAUUGUACAAAAUCCAAUAUAGGUUGUUUGUAAGUGUGUAACGGUCGCUAGCUCAUGUUAGAUUGUUAUUAGUUGCAUUUGUUGCAUUUUUUGCGGUAUAGGGUUUGAAAGACAUGUGGAGGGUGAGAGUUGUGUGCACUAGGAUUUGUAGUUGUACAGUAUUCUUUACAGAUGUAUGUACCUUCAUGAAUGUAUGUAGUAAUUUUUUUGUA
Molecule: messenger RNA, 4467 nt
Organism: Erigeron canadensis
Lineage: Eukaryota; Viridiplantae; Streptophyta; Magnoliopsida; Asterales; Asteraceae
Product: histidine kinase 2-like
Exons: 13
Coding region: 265-3732 (1155 amino acids)
Biological process (GO): phosphorelay signal transduction system; phosphorylation
Molecular function (GO): phosphorelay sensor kinase activity
Source: RefSeq, a predicted model, not a curated record